This is a messenger RNA of Porites evermanni, 8287 nucleotides long. The record is from the annotation of a GenBank genome assembly. Lineage: Eukaryota; Metazoa; Cnidaria; Anthozoa; Scleractinia; Poritidae.
UCAGGAAGCGAGUCACAUGGCUUCUGAGUAAGCAGAAUUGUGAAUCCAAUAUGGCGGGUAUUCACUGAACACGCAUGAUUACGAAACAAGCGAAUUUUGGUCUAGUUUGAGGGUAUCACAAGUAUUUCAAAGCUGGAGUCGAUAACUUUCCCCCUUGCUGCUAUGGAUGAAUCAGAAUAUGAAAGCCUUCCAACAGAAAGAGUGACCGUUCAUCUUGCUGCGGGCGCGCUGGCAGGCGUAAUGGAGCACUGUGUGAUGUACCCUGUUGACUGCGUGAAGGUACGAUCAAACGGAAUUUAUGAACUUGUGGUCCUUAAUUAACGCAACUGUUACAUAAUCAUAGCCUAACAGAGGUUUUGCUUGUGAAUCGAACUCGUCCAUCUUCUCGUUUGUGUUUCCUUUAGUAAGCUCUUCCUUGCGCGUGUCACGUAUUCUGUGAUGUGGUUGUUGUCUUUAGUGUGUAAGCCGUUUUGUGAGUUUUUACCUCCAGUUUGUACUCUUAUCGUCGAAUUAGAGUGUUCAAAUUCUUGCACGCUUUGUUCAAUCCACCUAGUUUGCUUCUAAUAGGACUACAAUGUCUGUGUAUUGUCAGGUAAACUACAGUGUAUAUGUAGGUAUCCUCUUGGCUCUUAUCCACUGAUCAGUUAAGCUUCUAAACUCACGAUAUUUGUUUUGUAGGCAUAUCAGUGAAAAAUAAAAUGUAACCAACGCUAAGAAAGACAGAAUUUUUUUUUCUACAUUAACAGAGCAUCUUCGCUUAGAUCUAUGAACAAAUACAGAUUAUGCUUAAUCGAAUACAGUUUCUUAGAAACUUGAGUUAGUAGGGAGUAGUAUAAUAAUAUUGCAUCAUCGACAUGCCCGGGUUCAUAUUUCGCUGUGUUACAAGUGCUUAAUACAAUAUAUAUUCUUUUCAAUUUGCAUUGACCGUGACACUGCAGUAUUAUGGUCUUAUUUUCAUUGUUUUAUCUUAAAUAUCAAUGAAUAAUUUGUUUGUUGUUUGUUGUGACCGUGCAGUUGAGCUGAGUUAUUUAUAGAUACCAUGUAUCAUCUGGGUUGUUUACACCAACAUUUUUUGUUAAGGCAGUACACCUGUUUUAUCUCUUAACUUACGACAAAUUCCAUCUCUUCUCUUGAGAAACAAAUUUCUGGCCUUUUUUUUCGUUUGUAUGUUGAUAUUUCGCCGGUAAAUUUUGUCAGAUUUUUAAAUGUUAAGUCUUAAAUGAUUUUCAUUAGAUAUCUCCAAAGUCAUGGCCAAAGUACCAAAGCCUAUCUACCUAUGUUUCUUGAAUAUUUUUAACCUAGACUGGCAGUGCUUAUUUGAAGCUGGUCACUAAUUUCAGCUUUAGUGUAUUUACUUUACCAUUUUGUGUCACCAUCCCUGUUAGAGGAUGCAAACUGCAUUGUGUGUUGAACCAGGAUUAGAUCUUAACAUGUGACACAGUUCGUAAGAGUAUGGUAACAACUUCCCCUGACACUUAAUAACAUACCGUAUUUUAUCAGCUAUAAGCCGAGCCCGGCUAUAAGCCGAGACCCUAAACUUUUAACUCUUAAACUUAAUACGAUUGUCUUCAAACAUAAACACAAAACAUUCAGCUAUAAGCUGAGACCCAGUUCUUAAAAUGUAUAAGAGCUCAUGAAAAAUUUUAAUCACAUUUAGCUUUUAAAAUCUGUUAAAAUGAAAUGAAAGAAUGGGUUAAGUAUGCAACGGCACGGGCAAUUCGCUUGAAAAGCAAGGUGUCAUGAAUAUUUAACGAAAGCUAGGCUUACCUCUCGGGAAACAACUGUGUCAAUAUUGUUACCUAUUCAAUACAAUGGCUAAGAAUAACAACAAAUCACAGUUAAGCUGAAUUUAAUGUGAUCCGAUCAAAUGAAUAAAAUUGAAUUCACGGCUUGAUCAUAUGAACAUUCCGAGUUCAGAGACCUGUCUUUAACAAUCCUGUGUCGAUAGUCGUUCAUUGUCAAUCCGUUAUCAUGCCAAAAGCCCGUCGUACAUCAUACAAUCUAGCGUUCAAACUUAAAAUAGUCGCCGAAGCAGAAGCCGUCGAGAACAACUCUGAGAUCGCGAGGGAAUACGGCAUCAGUGAGUCAAUGGUUCGUCGCUGGAGAACAGACCAAGAAAACCUCUUCAACGGCGAAAUAAAACUGUCCGCAACACGUAAAACGAUGGGCUGUUUUACACCAAAGUAUCCCGAGAUGGAUCAAAGACUGCUGGAAUGGUUUUCCGAGCAGAGAAGGCAAGGUGAGAAUCAUGUGACAAGUUUGUUUACACAUCCUCGGGAAUAGAACAUUCUCAUUGGUCAGUUUUUGAUAGUUGUCAAAACAUUAGUAUCAUUGCUUAUCUGUUCUAUCUUUCCUUCGUUUUAGGAAUUGCUGUCGGUGGACUGAUGUUGCGUUUGAAGGCGAAAGAAUUUUUUUCCAAUCUCCAAUGCGCUUGACGGCACUGAGGAUGACGCCAUCUAUGAGGAGGAGCAAGACAAUGACGCCAAAGAAGAUGAAAUGGAUGAAGAAUUUGAUAGGGAAAGCGAAGAUAAGCCAUAAGCUGAUAUCCUCGAACGUGCAGUUCACAACAGAAAACAAACGGCUCCUUUAGGAGCCACCACAUAUUAAAAGUUAAUGACCAGUAACUCUUGCUUUUUUGUCCAUGUGUUUUGCUCGGCUUGUAUGCGAAUAUAUGCGUAUUUAUCUUAGUUUUAUUAAGUCCAUAAUUUUUGUUCAAGUUAAACUCUCGGCUAUAAGCCGAAACCCCCUCUACAAGUCAGAUUUUAAUUCAAGUUAGCUAAACAUGUGUAAAAAUUGCUUGGCUUAUAGCUGAUAAAAUACGGUAGUCAUCCUGACACUAGUAAUAUAACAGAAUCUGGCUGUAAUUUUAUGGGUGUUUUGUUUAAGCCAUGACAAUAUGAAAAGCUUUUGACACUAGUCUUGUAUCAACGUUGUUAAUUUGUUUUCUUUGUAAUGGAUGGUGUUCAACCUUGCACUUUAUGGUUUCCCAGUUUUUAAUAUGUAACUAGCAGUAACCAAUGGCUAGGAAGUGCGGGCGAACAUGUACGUAUACCUUAAAGGUACGAUUGAUGUUGAGAACCGCUGUCAUAAUAGACCAUAUUUGUCUUCCCCAAUGGGCCUGGGACGAGUAGGCCCUUGAGCUUGAAUGCGAUGCUAAUGCAGGGAACCUCCUUCCAAGAGGCUCCUGGCGAGAAGUUCCCCACAUUAGACUUGCACUCUUGGCGAGAAGUUUCCCACGUUAGCCUUGCAUUAAUGCCCAAGGGCCUACUCAUAUGCAUCCCAGGACUAUCGAGGAUAAUAUUGUGUACUGUUUACGUAAAUAAGAAAGUCCCUAUUAAUAGUUCCAGUAGCAAACAGAAGGAAUCAUGGCAGAUCAUGAAUAUGGAAACCGAUAACAACACAGUAAACAAGACUGUUGUUGAAUUCAACUGCUUUAAUCAUAGUUACAUAGAUACAGAUAGCCUUGCGAACGAUUAGGAACGACUGAGGAGAGACAGCUAGCUGUAUUCCCACGCAAAGAUAAUGCCUGACAACGCUCAUGUGAAAUUAACACUCAUAACAGCACAAACUCAAGGCAUGAACUCUUAUUAUUCAUCAAUCAGUGUUUGGUGACCAAAAUUAUUGAGAUGCAACAGUGAAUCAUGAGAAAGAAUAGGUCUGCAGGCUUGCUUCUGGCUCACCUGUAAAUAUUAAUUAUUUUGUUGUUUUACUUCAUAGACAAGAAUGCAGAGUUUGCGUCCUCAUCCAAAUGCAAUAUACAGAAAUAUGCAUCAUGCAUUCAAAAGUAUGGUAACAAGAGAAGGUCUUUUAACUCCUUUCAGAGGAAUUAAUGUGGUAGCACUAGGAGCAGGACCAGCACAUGCAUUGUACUUUAGCACAUAUGAGGCAACUAAGAAGUUUAUUAAUGGCAAUCAAACAACGUAUAACCCACUUUCACAUGGUAGGUGCUCUGUUUAAAUCUUCUUGGAUAUACAUGUCUAUUAGUUAAUAGAUUUAGGAUGGUACUUCUCGUGGAAAAUGAUUGGAAAGUAAUUUUUAGCACACCAAGAUGACUGUAGCGUCUUUGACCCAAAUUCAACCAUAGCUCUAAAAAUUUUAAAACUUAUACAACCGGCUUACUGUCAUCAUUUUUUAAGGGUUAGUGGUCCACAAGAUUGUGAAGAAAAUGGGGUAGAAAAGUCUUACAAAAUGGAACAAGUAUUUUCUGACGACAAUGUGAGGGUUAAGGACAAAACAAAAUUACAGUUCAUCCGCUUUGAUAAUCCAGAAAUGUCAAAAUAUUGUCUUAACUUAUCGUCAUUAUUAAAAUAUGACAACGACAAUUUUUUUUCUGGUCUUUUGUUUUCUGCUCUGAAACUUGCAUUUUUGAAAUCUUUUAUCUGUAAGCUACUUCUAUUAUUAUCUUGUGUUAUAAUAAUUUAUGUGUAUGUCAGGGGACAGUCCUUAAGCAGACAAAGAAGUAACAGAAAUUUUCUGACUGGUUUUAAUAUUACCCCCUGAUUGUUUUUGAACAGCACAGAAUAAAACAAUUCUUUUUUAACAGUAGAUCAAUCAGUAGUUUUUAGUUUCCCCGAAUUUUGAGGUAAUAACCUUACAUGCAGUUACAAUUUUUUUCUGAUUUUAUCACCAAUAUCGUCCUUGAUGAACAAAGAUAUUAGGGUCAUUUAUACGAGGAAAAAAUUAAUAAGACGCGUCUUACAUAAGACGCGUCUUAAAUAAGACGCGAACUUUCCGUAUAAACGGCACAUUUUGUCUAAAAUAAGACGCGGCUUAGCUAAGACGCGUCUUAUUAGAUAAGACAUGCUCGUAUAAAUGGUACAGUUCGCGUCUUAUUUAAGACGCGUCUUAUGUAAGACGCGUCUUGUUUUUCCUCGUAUAAAUGGCCCUAUUGUUCAUUCUGUCCAAGUCCUUAUCCCAAGAAAUUAUGUACACAUUAUCAGUCUAGGUUAGGCUUUUGUUGGCCUGCUGUGUAAAAAAUCACAAUGAAAAACACUUUUCAAAGCUGACGUUAUUAAUUUUAUGAUAAUUAUUGUUUUAUGCUAUGACAUGUGUGUUUGACUAACACCCUUAACAUGCAGGGCAAUUGGUGGCAUUCAGCUGGAAUUAGGUAUUGUUAAGUAGAACAGUCACGCUUUUAUUUUAUAGUUGCAGCUUACAAGAUCUCCUUUGAGGAGAAAUUCCUGUCAUGGUUUGAUUAGUUGAUAAGAUUUGAAGUGAAUCUUUCAGUACUUGUAAUCCACUUAUUAUUUAUGACAUAUUUAUGCUCAUGUUCUCUUUUCCAUCAAUAUAACUGUAGUUUUGCUCAUAAAGGAUCAAGUCAUACAGUGUAGGAUUUCUCUUUGAUGUGCCUCUUUAAUGUGGCCUGUUCCACAAUGACCAUUUUGGUGGCCUUUUUGCAAGUUUAAGUUUAAUUUAGUCUCUUCAGUAAUGGCUAAAUUCAGUAACAUCAACUCUCACUGUGAAGGUUAUUUAGAGUGAAAUUUCAUUCGACCUGCAAGUCACUGCAAUAAAAAGGUUAUUCAAAUUUAGGGCACAUGAAAAGGCAAGCAUUUAUAUUCUACCAUAAAGAAACUGAUAAAAAGUGUGAAGAAGGGAAGGAAAAGGAAAUCGAACUCAAGUUUUAUCUUUGAUUUGAUCCCAAUUUUAAACAAAUGAAGGUGAACUUGAAAAAGGUGGGGCACACUUUUUGAUGUUUACAACGUACCAUCCAUUUUAAUGUUCUCUAAUAUUACUCAUCCAUGUCUGUUUUUUAUUUUCAAUGUUUUUGAUAAUCCUAAUAGUGAUCAAAGUGAAGUUUUCUCUUGUUACUUUUUUCAAAUAAUCAUCAAUUUAUAUUGAAGUAUAGUUGCUUGUGUCACCCAACUGUUAGUUUUUGUUUUGGUAACUUGGCUCAGAGGGUUGACAAUUGUUGAGGAUCUCAAACAGACUGGUCCUAAGGCUGAUUCUAUUUUCCUUCUGUAGGUCUUGCCGGGGUAUGUGCAACAGUUUUCCAUGAUGGUGCUAUGAAUCCCAUAGAAGGUGUAUUGUCUCUUUAUUUUUUUCCAUUUAAAAACGACCAGGAGUGUAUUAUCAGGUUAAAAACCUCAAAGCAAAGGCGAGAGUUUUUCCACCUGAUAAUGUACAACUGCAAGUUUUUUGAACAGCUUCAAAAUCUCUGAUGUAGAUCAACUUACUUAUUCUUGUACUUAUACUUUAGGUUUGGUUUUAUUUUGGUCUAAAAAAGUAGACGUAAAGUUUAGCCUUGUCUUUAUCAGAUGUAAAGACACUCAUAUAAAACAUUAAUUUAUUUCUUUUGUUUUUUGUUCGUGAAUUAUUAAUGAUUUUUUGAAUAAUAAUAUCAUUUCAUGGGGCAUUUCCUCAUCAUAGAGGCAUACUAUGUGAACCUAGUACUUUUGUUAUUCUUUCUAGUUGGAUUAAGCCUUGUGCAAUUUUCAAGGACUUUAAAAGUUAUGAAUUUGUUUUAGAUGAUACAAUACAAUGUUAAAGUUUUGGAAUGUUAAAAGUUAUUGAGAAAAUUUAUUUGCUUUAUGAAGUUUACUGACUUAAUGGAAGGGAUCUAUAGCAUAAGUAUAGUAAUAAUUAGAAAAAAUUAUGGAAAUUCUGAGAGAAAGAUAAAUUUCCUCACCGAAAAGUUGAUUGUACUGACAUUGCUUCUUGUCUUCAUUUCAUGUUGCUCAACAAAUCAGUGGUCAAGCAGAGGAUGCAAGUUUAUGGAAGCCCUUAUCGUAGCGUGCUUCACUGUGUUAGGACUGUUGUACGAGAUGAAGGAGUAAGAGCCUUCUAUCGCAGUUACACAACACAGCUCUCCAUGAACAUUCCCUUCCAGACUUUACAUUUCACAGUGUAUGAGUUUACACGAGAGACUAUGAACCCAACUCGUAGAUACGAUCCAAAGACUCAUGUAGUUGCUGGUGCAACAGCUGGUGCUGUGGCUGCGGCACUGACAACACCAUUGGAUGUAGCAAAGACAUUACUGAAUACACAGGAAAGAGGAGCAGUUGCCAUAGUCGGCAAACCUGAAGGACAUGCUGUUUAUGUGAGUGGAAUGUUAACAGCAUUCCGCUCUAUAUACAGAUUACGUGGUUUCUCUGGUUAUUUCCAAGGACUUAGGGCCAGAGUUCUCUACCAGAUGCCAUCUUGUGCCAUUUGCUGGUCAGUUUAUGAAUUCUUCAAACAUUUCUUGCACUUUACAGAGACUGAAGCUGAGUAUGAACUGUCACCAGUAUGAACAGUUCCCACGGGAAGAAUUUCAAACUCUUGUGAAAUCAGUUGUAAGGUCAGUAAUACAAAUCCAGAUCAUCUGCCAUCACAGAGUACCUGGCAAUUGUGCUGAGUGUUACAAGUUGGUCUUUCAAGGAAUGUAGUAGUGGAUAACAUGUAGACAAAGAGUGAAUUCUCGGCUGCAGAGGUUUUGUCAGAAUUCAAGUCUUUUUAUGCAUUAGUCCCUGUAGAACAGAGACAUGAGGUUGUCAUUGCCCAUAUUCCAGUGAUGGCUGUUAUAAAUUAGAUGAAAAACCUAAUGGAGGAUGGUGAAAGACAAGAAAACCAGCUAUUGAGCUACAGUACUCUUCCUUGUGGUAAAACAACAUUGAAAUUUGAAGUUGGUUCAAAAAGGGUUUUGGCUGCAAAGAAUUCAUACCUGUUCCUAAUAUCCUGCUGUUGAUGUGUUGUAAUGAUGAAAUCAAAAGACUAAGAAAGUUAUUUUGACUGCAGUGGUUUGCUGCAAGUUCCUGAUUUCCUGUCCUUGAUGUGUUGUGUAUUGUUGUAAGUCAAGACUAAAAAAGGAAUUUCGGCUGCAGAGUCAUGCCAGUUCCUUAAUUUUCCUGUCGUUUAUGUGUUGUUACGUUUCAAGUCAAAAGAUUACAGAAGGAAUUUCGGCUGCAGACAUUUCAUGCCAGUUCCUGAUUUCUUAUUGUUGAUGUGGUGUAAUGUUUAACAUUUCUAGCUGUAUGUCAUUGAUGUCAAACUGUAAUAGAUUUUAAUGCCAUUUUUUUUAGGCAGUAACUAUGCCUGCAUUUUGAGAGAAAUAACAUUUCGUUACGUAAUUUUGUUUACCAUGACAAAACAAAAAUUAUGGUUAGAAGCAAUGAUGAUUGACAAUCUGAGAGCGGCUGUUACUAUUUAAACACAGUUCCCAUUGCAGAGAUGAAGAUAGGACUUUUCUGCGGGGUUUCUGUCAAAUUUUCCACUUAAACUGGUAUGAGAUAGCAAAAAGAGACUGGUUUGUUAGAAAAUAGACAUAAUAUCCUUUCCAGAAGCUCCGCGGCAGAGGGUUUUGCCAGUUUCC